CAUCAUCAUUUCCACUCUCUAUUUGGUCAGCAUCUUCAUUUUCCCACUUUAUUUGGUCAGCUUCAUCUUUUACACUCUUUAUUUGACCCACAUCAUCAUCUACUCCCUCCAUUUGGCCAGCAUCUUCAUUUUCACUCUCUAUUUGGUCAGCAUAUUCAUCUUUAUUUUUUAUUUGGCCAUCACCUUCAUUUACACUCCCUAUUU
Messenger RNA from Lottia gigantea (owl limpet), 204 nucleotides. RefSeq lists its product as hypothetical. The transcript has a single exon. Lineage: Eukaryota; Metazoa; Mollusca; Gastropoda; Lottiidae. The record is from RefSeq and is a predicted model, not a curated record. The annotation marks the transcript as partial.